This is a messenger RNA of Plodia interpunctella (Indianmeal moth), 1158 nucleotides long. RefSeq lists its product as uncharacterized. The record is from RefSeq and is a predicted model, not a curated record. The transcript has 3 exons. NCBI's taxonomy places the organism in Eukaryota, Metazoa, Arthropoda, Insecta, Lepidoptera, Pyralidae. The coding region runs from base 80 to 1015 and encodes 311 amino acids.
AUUUACGUGUAUUAUGUAUUAAAUACGACCACUUCAGAUGGAGCGAUAAACUGUUCAAUGCGGACGUUAAACCCGAAUAAUGGGUAUUGCAAAAGAAUUAUUUGCUGUGAUAUUGUUUAUACAUUUUUUUAUUUCAGGGACACGCGCAGGAGUCUCAGACGAAACUGCGGCUAAAUUGAUGCAUUUCAUCAAACUUUUACCAUCCAGUAAUCAAGUUAACGGAAAAUUAAAAGUCGCCUUGGCCAAUGUCCUCAAAGAAUCAAAUUCGGAUAUAUUCAAACAAUCAUCGGACGAAUAUGAAUUUGAACAGGACUUAGCCAAAUUGAAAGAGCUGGAUCUGGCACUGGAAGAGUUUAUUAUUAGCAAUAGUCAUCUACUGGAUACCUUUCAUGCCAGUCUACCAGAUUCCGGAAAAUCUCUAAAAAAUGCCCUGUUAAACGAAACCGAAGUCAACGAAACGGAUAUAAUGAGAGAUGCAUUAAUCAAAAACGCUAGUGCGUCACUAGCCGAUAUACAUGAGCAAAUACAGAGAGAAGAAUUCGCGGACCAUGUAAGCUUUGCAGAUUUAAUGAAAAAAUCAACAAUCCACAAUUAUAUACGUGAAAACUUUGUUGACAGCAAUUCUAAUGAUAAACAACAGACAAGAAUGAAAAGGGACGAUGCGGUAUAUAAACAAAUUGAGUCUAAUAAUGCUAAUAUAAUGAAAGUGUCAUUUUUAAACAGUACAUCAAAAGCAGACGUACGAAGCAUAUCGGACAAUGGAGCAGCCGAAAAAGUAAUCAAUCUUCUGAGAGAAGAAGAAGCCGAUGUUGAUGAAGAUGAUAAUCUGGAGGAUAUCGAAGAAGAUGAAAAGCCUAAAAAACAAUCACAAUCACAAUUUAAAAAAAUACCGGGUAGAUAUAUUCUACCUUUAUUACGUGCUAAAAAUAUGGCUUCGAAUGUUGUGAACACCGGUUAUCAAUCUAUAAAGAAUGCGACCGGUAGUUUAGUAGAAGCUUUAAAGAAAUUUGGGUAGCUGUCAACUUUGCCUUACACAUAAUUUCUCCCAUUUUUUUGUCACAGUCAAAGGUCACUUGUUUUCAGCACAGACAAAAAAUAUUUUACAAGAAUGUCAUUUCUAAAUUCUGCAAGAAAUAAAUUCAUAUAGACAUUCCAAAU